AACACUAAAUACAAUUCCAUGUACAGAUAAAUAGUUAAGCAGUUAGAUUAAACAAAUCCUUUGUAAGAUAAAUGUUUUAAAAUGAAACAUGUAUGGAAACAGGUGAAUUAACACUCCUCAGUUAGCAAGUUCAAGCAAGCUAAAACUAGCUAGCAGAAAUUGUUAUCAGGUUAGAUAUAAUUGAUACACACUUUGCUGUAGGCAACUAUUUACUAGUUAACAAAAAAAUCAUUUAUGUCAUAUAAAAUAUAUUCACCCCACCUGGUAUUGUAAUCUAAACUUACCAGAAAGCAUGUUGUCCUUGGCUCAGACAGUGUAGUAGUAUGGGCUCAAUAGCAUCUCAUUAGUGUGCAAGAUCUUGAGAAUCAGCUGUACAUGUGAUGGAAGAAUGCACUGUGCAUGCAGUGUUGCAAUUUCAUUGAACUAGGGAUAGUUGAACCAAAAUAUGCCACAAGACCUAGAACUGCCUUACACGCAUAUAUAUAUAUGUGUAUCCCACAAAAAAAGGUUCACUGUUAUAAAGCAAACUUUGUUUUUAAUUUUUAAAUGAAUUUAAGCAAAAUUCCCCAAAACUCCAGGGCUAAACUUCCCAUGGAAAUUGACCGAACAGUUUCCGACCCUUUGCAACCCUUGUCUUGACUAUAUUUCCUAUUAGUUUUGCAACUCAUUUCAUGUAUGUUUUCAUGGGAAAACGAGAACAUUUUUAAGUGACCCCAAAACCUUUUGAACGGUAGUAUACAUACAUUCCCAAUAUACCUGCCACCCAGCCCCCAGCAGUCUUCACCCAGGAAAAAGAGCACACCGGACAGGCCGCAAUGUCUUCUGGUAAAGCAGACCGCUAUCUCACCCAGCCACGAGACUCCAAUACCCUCACCCAGACAUGCAGCUCCAACAUCCAGAAGAUCACACAGAACAGUAACUGCCAAGAUAAAGAGCAUGGUGAAUCAGCUGGGGACGGGUCAAGACACCAGCGAACUGAGGGACAGUCUGCAGCAGAUACAGCACUUUACAAACCAGCUGGCCAAGGAGACCAACAAGCACCUGAAAGACCUGAGCUUCGUCUCACCAUCUUCAGAGCAGAGGCCACAGAAGAUCCAGAAGGACCGACUGAUGAAUGAAUUCUCCGCUGCCCUCGACAACUUCCAGGCCGUACAGCGCCAGGCAGCACAGAAGGAGAAGGAGUCUGUGACCAGAGCCCGAGCUGGUUCCAGUCUCUCAGCUGAAGAUGGCGUCUCUGAGGAACAGCUUGUGUCUUUUGAUAACCAAGAUGAUUGGGCUCAGACAAUCACACAGACAACAGAGGAGGACUUGGCACUUAUCAAGGAGAGAGAGACUAACAUCAGAAAGCUAGAGUCGGACAUCUUGGAUGUGAACCAGAUCUUCAAGGACCUGGCAGUGAUGAUCCAUGAUCAGGGAGAGAUGAUUGACAGCAUAGAGGCCAACGUGGAGAGUGCCGAGGUCCACGUAGACCGAGGGACAGAACAGCUUCAGAGAGCCGCCUACUUCCAGCAAAAGUCCCGUAAGAAGAUGUGCAUCUUGGCCGUGGUCUUGUCCAUAGUACUGACCAUACUAGGCAUCAUCGUCUGGCAAGCCACCCAAUGAGAAGAGACUACACCCAACCUUCUUUCACUUCUAUAUUUGUAUUAACCCCCAACUCGAAACACUAGCACCUGGAGCGGUUUGAGAAAGGGAUUCCCGGCUAGCUCACUGUUUGCAGAGGUCAGGGGAGGGACAUCAGGGGCAAAGGGAUGGGUCUGGGAUGUAACCUUACCUGUUACCUGACCCCCCCCUCCUCCUCCUGAGCUCAAGGCCUCUCACUAACCACCGCUCUGAGACAACGCAGUAGUAUUUCUAUUCAAAUGAGAGUAUUGGAGAGCGUGGAUUAAUAAAAAGAGACUCUUAUCUGUUUGUGAUAUUACUGCACUAACACGAACAUUCAUUGUAUUUACAAAAGCAGAAUAAUUGUUAUUGUAGGGGUGUCAAUCAUUUUUGUAACCUGUACAUUUCUGACACCUUUUUGUGUGUAAGCAGUUUAGUGUCCCACUCCUUCAAGUUAUAGGAGAGGUUUCCCCCAACACACAUUAAACCUCGACUAAAAUACAUUUUCCGAUGGAGAUUCUCCAUUGAGCUUGUUUUGUUGUUGUCCAGGACUAGCCUUAAUCUGUGUUGAGGAAACCACCUCGUAGUCUUUAUAUUGCUUAGGUGAGAUGAAGUUCUGAUAGCAACUUUGUUUUAUCGAACUGUAUAUAUGAUAAUAACAAACUAUGGUUGUAAUAAAUACAUUUAAUAACACUGUUGCAUGAGCCAA
Molecule: messenger RNA, 2308 nt
Organism: Oncorhynchus gorbuscha (pink salmon)
Lineage: Eukaryota; Metazoa; Chordata; Actinopteri; Salmoniformes; Salmonidae
Product: syntaxin-12-like
Exons: 9
Coding region: 937-1602 (221 amino acids)
Biological process (GO): vesicle fusion; intracellular protein transport; vesicle-mediated transport
Cellular component (GO): synaptic vesicle; endomembrane system; synaptic vesicle membrane
Molecular function (GO): SNAP receptor activity; SNARE binding
Source: RefSeq, a predicted model, not a curated record